AUGAUCUCGUUUCUCGGGAAGUGUUUGGCAGAAUUAAAAACCAAAGCGGAACAAUUCCAAAAGGAAAAAUUCGUCAUAGCCAUCGACGGCGACGUUUGCAAAUCCGAUACACUCAUCACGGAGGAAACCCGGCUCGAGAUUAUCGAGGCUAUUAAAGUUCUUGAAGACGUUCCCGAGAGCCAAAAGGACUGGCAUCCCGGAUCUAAUGAUCAAGUCCUCGACCUUGUCCACCCCUCGCUAUUCCCUUUGGCGUAUGGGAAAUCUCGAAUAGUAGAAGAUGAGCUUAUUACCCUCGAGAACUGUUUAGAGAGUAUUGGUACGGGCGCUAUAAUAGAGUUAAAGGACAGCUCCCUCAAACUCGGCCUUUCCAAGAGCAAAGGCAACAUUUCUGUUCCGCAUGCCUGGAGUAAGAAUUUCCAGUGGCUCCCGGCAGACGUGUCUCUCAAAGAGGUAGAAGGGAAUAGAGUUGUCAAGUUCGAGAGCUACAUCAACAACCUCCACCCCUGCCACACUACCCUAUACCGUCUCGUUGAGACCGUCAUCUUAAAAUCCAUCCCGAUGUGGAGCCAGACCCUCCUCGCCGCCUCCGCGAUGGACAAAACCGAAAUCCGACUCCCGUGGUCUAUCGAGUAUGAUUUUGACGAAGAAGAUGUUCCUGCGGACUUAUAUUCCGAUGACGAUGACGAGGAUGCGCAAUGGGACAAAGCACAUGAUUGGAAGCAAUCCAUGAGAGAGCAGCAUGUCAUCCAACCUGAGGCACCACAUUACAGGGACUGGGUCGCGCGCGUUCUGAAUUACGACGGUGACCUAGAGCUGGACCUCUGGGAGAAGUUUAAGGACAAAGGCCUGCAAGUCAUCGUCAAAUUCGCAUCGAUCCACUUGACACCCGAGAAGCCACAUUAUGAUGGCGGCUCCUGGCACUAUGAGGGACAACUAAACGAUCAUAUCGUCGCGACAUCCAUUUACUACUACUCCAACGAGAAUAUCACACCUUCCUCACUUAAAUUCCGCCACGAAGUCAACGCCGAGGAUGCGAUAGAGUGGCCGUAUUCCCAAAAUGAACAUGAGUUCAUGAACCCGUUAUUCGGUAUUGGGAAUGAAGAGGCUGCAGUCCAGAACAUCGGCGAAGUCGACACCAAACAAGGUCGUCUCGUAACCUUCCCUAACACUUUGCAACAUCAGGUUCAGCCUUUCAAGCUGGAAGAUCCAACCAAACCUGGCCAUCGAAAGAUCCUAGUUGUAUUCUUAGUUGAUCCGCAUACUCGGGUGGUAAGUACCGCGAAUGUACCGCCUCAAAGGAAAGAUUGGUGGGAAGAAGUGCUCAAUACAGAUUCCGGGAAACGGCUCAAUCGGCUACCCCAGGAAUUGCGGGAUAUGAUUGUCGAUAGCGUUGAUGACUUCCCCAUUGACAUGGAGGCUGCAAAAAAAAUGAGAGUCGAGUUGAUGGAGGAGCGCAGAACAUAUGUGGAGGAUCAGAACCGAGAGUUAGAGGAAAAUACAUUCUCCUUAUGCGAACAUUAA
Orbilia oligospora ATCC 24927 is the source of this 1521-nucleotide messenger RNA. RefSeq lists its product as uncharacterized. Bases 1 to 1521 code for a protein of 506 amino acids. The transcript is spliced from 3 exons. The record is from RefSeq and is a predicted model, not a curated record. NCBI's taxonomy places the organism in Eukaryota, Fungi, Ascomycota, Orbiliomycetes, Orbiliales, Orbiliaceae.